Molecule: messenger RNA, 2850 nt
Organism: Cuculus canorus (common cuckoo)
Lineage: Eukaryota; Metazoa; Chordata; Aves; Cuculiformes; Cuculidae
Gene: FOXI1
Product: forkhead box I1
Exons: 2
Coding region: 61-1188 (375 amino acids)
Biological process (GO): cell differentiation; anatomical structure morphogenesis; regulation of transcription by RNA polymerase II
Molecular function (GO): DNA-binding transcription factor activity, RNA polymerase II-specific; RNA polymerase II cis-regulatory region sequence-specific DNA binding
Source: RefSeq, a predicted model, not a curated record
UCUGAGGGAAGGAGCACCAGCGCAGGUGUGUCGUAACUCACCAGCUGCCUGUGGUAGAGCAUGAGCUCCUUCGACCCGCAAACGCACUCUCCACAACGCUGCAGCCCGCAAUUUCCAAAUAUCGGUCAAGAACCUCCAGAGAUGAGUAUCUACUAUGAGAACUUUUUCCAUCCACAGAAUAUCCCUAGUCCACAGCGACCGAGCAGCUUUGAGAUGACGGAUUACACCAGCACUCCCAAUCCUUACCUCUGGCUAAAUGGACCUUCCAUUACCCCACCACCAUAUCUCCCAGGAUCCAAUGCCAGUCCCUUCAUUCCUCAGUCUUACGGGAUGCAAAGGCAGCUCUUGCCCAACAUGCAUGGCUUGGGAGGAACUGACCUUGGCUGGCUUCCUCUCCCAUCCCAAGAAGAGCUCAUGAAGCUGGUUAGACCACCUUAUUCUUACUCUGCACUUAUUGCUAUGGCUAUCCACGGGGCACCCGACAAAAGGCUGACCCUCAGCCAGAUCUACCAGUAUGUGGCUGAUAACUUCCCAUUUUAUAACAAAAGCAAAGCUGGCUGGCAGAACUCCAUACGGCACAACUUGUCUCUCAAUGACUGCUUCAAGAAGGUGCCCCGAGACGAAGAUGAUCCAGGAAAAGGGAAUUACUGGACUCUGGACCCAAACUGUGAAAAGAUGUUUGACAAUGGAAACUUUCGGAGGAAGAGGAAAAGGAAGUCUGACCUUGGGGCUAGUGCUGCCACUCUCGCGUCUGAGAAAUCAGAGGAUAGUGCCCUGACUGGCAGCCCCAAACAAGUAGAGCAUCAGGAUAUCUUGGAAAACUCAUCACCUGGGACUGACAAUUCACCUGAGAAAGGAUCUCCACCUCCGUCUUCCAGCAGCCCGUGCCUCAGUAACUUCCUAUCCAGUAUGACUGCGUACGUUAACGGCUCGAACUCAGGGAGCCGCUCAGUGCCUUUGGGACUCAACAAUGAACCCACUGACAAAAUGGGACAGAAUAUGGUAGGCUUUAACUCCUACUCUCCGCUCUCUAAUGUCCCCAGUCAUGGUGCGGGAGAGUGGUCCAAUUCUAUGCCUUCCAGCCACUUUGGCUACAGCAACUCUGUGCUCAACCAGUUUAACACUCAUUUUUACAGCAGUAUCGGCACAAACAACACACACUAUUCCAGGGAAGAGACAGAGGUUUAAAUGAAGGAUCCAAAGGGUAGCUCUUUACGAGAGGAAAUGAUCUAUGGGCAGAUGAUUAACAUUAGCCUGUUGUCUCGGGGACCCACAGGGCAUCCUGCCUUUUGACAGCCACAAACUUGUUACCCAUUAUUCUUAUUCAAAUCAUAAACACUCCACAUUUGGCAGCUGCAUAUAAAGAAUUAGGGAUCAUCACAGCAAGAGCAGUGUAGAACUCCCCUGAGACACUGAUUGUAUUGCUGCCAACCAUGGUCCUCUACAGACAUCCUUGAGAAGUUACUGUUUUCCUUAGGCAUGAAGAUUUUUCUGCCAUACUACUAAUAUUGCCAUGAUUUAAAGUCCUGGUAGAAAUGUCAUUCUAUCUCUAAACAUCCUCUCUUGCUGAUAUAGGUUGUCUGUACUAGACACAAUUAACAAGUUUUGCAUUUGGCCAAAGCUGUUCUGUAAUAAAAACUCCUGUAUAGUGAGUAAUAACCAACAUUUGAACGGUGAGUGCUGUCUUUGUUUUUUCCCUAAUAUUAGUGCAGGCACUGUCUGAAUUUUGAUCCCCUUUCGAUCCCGAGGGGAAUAUGGCUGUAAAGUAAACCGGCAUCAACAUGGACUCAAUACUCAUUUUGAAACUGAAGGGAAGCAUAUUAGAAUGUAACGGACUUGCUUUCUGCUGGUGCAGUGAGUUCUUAAUGUUUUCAAUACUAAUUACAGGGUCAAUCUUUCUUUUUUUAUGGUCUUACAUAUGCAAAUCUAUUCACAUAAGGAAUACAAGAUCUGUUGUGGGUGGGUAUAUAUAUGUUUAAUACAUGUAUUUUCUAACAGGAAAACACAUUUAUUCUACCUUAACAGUCUACAUAAAUCAUUUCUACUGAGUAAAGAAUUUGAAUAUCAGUGUGGAGGAAGAUGGAAGAAAAAGAGAGGCAGAAAUUUUAACUAUUAAGUGUCUCUGAGUUUCAACUCCAAAGGCUGGCUCUUUCAAAGCAUCAAUUGCAGAUACCUUAAAAAGUCCCUGUACUGUACUUUUUUUUUAUUUUGUAAAAGUUCUUACUCUUUGUCCUUGUUUAAAUAUUAGAAAUAAUGCUUUUUUCCCCUACACUCUACUGUAGUGACAAAAAAAUAUCAAAAUAUGUGUGAAGCUUUUCAAACUAAGACUUGAUUGAUUUGAGUUCCAGAUGUAUGUAAAGUAGUAUUUCCAACUGGCCUAUAGCAUACAUAGACAGCAAGUUUAACUGCUCACAGCUCGGCACUGACCAGACCUGCGAUGAUAGAAAACAUAUUAAUGUGUUGUAAUAGUUAUUGUUUUGUCUUGGUGGUUGUUUUGGUUUUUUUUAACUCGACAUGGUGAUACUUUUGUUACAGGCUGACCCAGAAGCAUUUUUAAUAAAGCAUUGGUAUAGAAGAGUGUGUACUUGUGUGUAUAUGUGUACUAUACUACUUACGUCUUUAAAAGUCUCCUUAAUACUUUGACUUGAGCAAUUUGCCCGAGGAAAGAGCAGUAUAACCAUCACAGAAGGUCAGACUGAGACAAUGUCUAGGCAAUCAGAAUGUGCUUCCCUGAGGAAUAUAAUUGACUUCUAUUAAGCAAAAUACUAUCACUAAAUACAGAUCCUCCUCAUGGUUUGCCUGCUGGAGCUUGGUGGUGUCAACGAUUUGAAAUUUCAGAAACUAGAUGGU